This is a messenger RNA of Liolophura sinensis, 3413 nucleotides long. RefSeq names its product G protein-activated inward rectifier potassium channel 3-like. Gene Ontology annotation, molecular function: inward rectifier potassium channel activity. Gene Ontology annotation, cellular component: plasma membrane. Gene Ontology annotation, biological process: potassium ion import across plasma membrane; regulation of monoatomic ion transmembrane transport. The record is from RefSeq and is a predicted model, not a curated record. Lineage: Eukaryota; Metazoa; Mollusca; Polyplacophora; Chitonida; Chitonidae.
AACAUUGUAGAUAAAUUGGGUGAGCUCUGUUUAUCUUAAUGCACUGAUAAUUUUUUUAACAGUCAACACACGUCCUUGAUCUUUUUGUUUGGUAUCAUAUAAGACAUUAUGCGUGUAAAUUUUGAUUUAUUUCAGGUUGAGUUUAGAAGAAAUACGGUAAAGUUUGACGAUGAGAUUGUGAUGGUAUUAUAACAGGGCCGAGCUGACCUGUCCUAGCCGAUAAUGCCAAGAGCGACUUUAGACUGUCAACUUUCUGAUCCACCGCGGUGAGAGAGACUCUACACUGACCACUCAAUGUGUUAAAUAACACUCCGACAAGUCAGCAAGAGGGUGACAUUUUUGAGGGUGAUAAGUCGGGUAAGUGUCGGAAGUUUUCCCAGAGCAGCCUCGUCAUCUCCUGUCCCCGAGAAGGACUGUUGUUCUGUGCCCCAGCUCCACUGAGACAGGCACAAACUGUUCGUCUGCCUUCUCACUGGAUGAUAUAGGACACUUGUCAUUGGUUUACAAACCGCUCGCUUAUCUUCGCUGCUUACCUUUGGCCCGCCAUAUAUAAAGCUGCGACCAGACAGGUGUCAUGGAUUCGGGUAAAUAUCAGAAGAUAGCCGGAUUCCAGAGCACGGCCAUGACUCUGUUAGAGGAGACGGAGGUUCGUACUCUUAAGUCACGACUCGUGGGCAAAACAGGAACCGUCAACAUCGCUCCUAAAAAUAUCAGCAAACGAAAGCGUCGCUACUUAGCCGAUAUCUUCACAACUUUGAUAGAUAUUCAAUGGCGAUAUUUAAUACUCAUGUUUGUGUCUGGUUUUUUGAUAACCUGGCUGGUGUUCGGUGCUAUUUGGUACCUGAUGUGCUAUGUCCAUGGCGACUUCGAUCACAUGAACCACGAGGAAUGGCAUCCAUGUAUCGAGAACAUCCACGACUACACGACGGUUCUGCUCUUCUCGAUGGAGACACAGACCACAAUAGGUUACGGUACACGCUUCGUCACCGACAGCUGUCCAGAAGGCGUCUUUCUCGUCAUGUUCCAGUCCGUCUUCGGAGCACUGCUACAGGCUCUACUCACGGGACUCAUCUUCUCCAAAGUCCAGAGGCCCAAGAAACGGGCGCAGACCCUGUUGUUCAGUAAGACCGCCUGCAUAUGUAAACAAGACGGCUUUCUGUGGCUGAUGAUAAGGGUGGGGGACAUGAGGAAAUCUCACAUGAUUAAGGGCCAUGCCAGCGCCGUGUGCGUCAUGGACAGAAUGACAAGUGAGGGGGAUUAUGUGCCCUGUUACCGCUAUGAUUUGGAGUUCGGUGUUAACGAAGGUAGUGACAGGUUGUUUUUGGUUUGGCCCGUUAUAAUCAAACAUAAAAUCACUCCAGACAGUCCUUUUUGGGAAUUAUCUCCAGAUAACAUUAGAAAGAGCCAUUUUGAGCUGAUCGUGGUUCUUGAAGGAGUGAUGGAGUCGACCAGUAUGACGGUGCAAGUGAGGACGUCUUAUUUACCCGAGGAGAUACAGUGGGGCCGGAGGUUCAAAGCCAUGACACCGGUGGUUACGUCCUCGGGGGACUUUCAUUUUAACUAUGCAGACUUUAACACGACCAUUCCAUCCACACACACACCGGCCUGGAGUGCCAAGGACCUUCUUCAGCGGCGUAUGUCCAAACCAGUGGUUGAUCCAGCUCUAGAGGAUCCCUCGGACAACUUCUCCAUCAACUCCGAGAGUCCGGAACCCACCCUCACUGUCUACACCGGUCAGAGAUUCCUGAGAAGCAUCAAGGAUUACGCCAGACAACUGUCCCGUCAGCGCAACAGUGUCAACGACAACCUCCCAGAGGAGACUGAUUCCAUCUACUAAAUGGAUGAAGUGCCGUACAGCCAUAUGGGAAAUUCUCAGUGACUGACUGUCUCGUUCUGGCAAUAUGGACGACGCGUCAUGUUUUGACGCCAAGAUAUGUUACGUCAGGUUGGGAAUCUGGGUGAGUCGCGCCAGGAUGUGCCCCUUGCAAAUGUGAACAAGACGGUGGUCAUUUCACAAGAAAACUGGGAGCCGUGGAAGGGGAACUCAAGUAACAGUGAACAUGUGACAUAGUAUGGUCCAGCCUAAUUUUGACCGUAGAUGGUCAAGUUACAGGGUACAGCAGUGUGUUUGAAGGAUCACUCAUUAGAAACACAGAACAGAGCUUAAGCAAACCAUAAACCGAUAUACCUCACUGCCUCUCCCAUGCCCCACGCCUCACACACAUGCGCAAUCAUACAAACUCGUUACUACUUGGUGGUAACACUGUCUCUUGAAUGUUGAUGGAUGAUAAAGCUAUUGACUGCUAAAUGGAAAUGGUUUACCGAUAAAGUUACAACUCACAAUAAUAAUAAUAUUAUGAUUGUCAUAUGUUGAACUCCAGCUGGUCAUCCUGAUAUAUAGAGUCAUCAACCUUCGCCUGACAAUACCUAUGCUAAUUUGGAUUACGUCAUUUAUUUAAAUGUUAAGUAGACUUUUUUUCCCACUCGGUGUAUAAUUUCUAUUGUUCUAUUUUAUAAUGAGCCACAUGCUACCCAGUCCGUUGUAAUCAUGUAUUGAGAAACUUAAAUGUGCAUUAUAUUUGCAAUCAUUCCAUGUGUCCACCAUAUAUAUAAGAGUCAGGUCCAUCAGUUGCAACGAAGUCUUAUUUUUACGUGGGUUACCAGGUGUUUAUAGACUGAUUGGUGCUCAAUAUUUGUGUAUGUCCUAAAAGAGCAAUGUAUAUUGCUAUAUUAACUACAAAUUAUACUCGAGCUGGUGUCAAAAAUCUGCUCCACAAUACUCUCUCGCGUAAGAUCUCUUAAUAAGAUCAGUUCAACGUACUCUGUGCGACGAAUCUCAGCCUCUUUGGUUAAUGCGGAAAUUGGAAAACAAAGCGAUACGUCGUAGCAGGUUUACUUUGUCGAAAUUGCUAAAUUCCGAAGUAUGUGUAGAUGAUUUUCAGCAUGAAAAAGUACUAAUGACAUGAACAUUAGCCCAAAAAGCCCGAAUUCUGACCACUUAGGCUCAAGAAUCUGUCCAGAUGACUUGCAUACAUGGUCCAAUUUCAAUACAAGACAAAUUAUGAAGCAGUCGACAUGUAUUCCAUCCUCUAUGUCUUUACAGUUAUCAAUACAAGAGCCUGUGCUAUCUGUAGCAUAAAUUUAUAAAUUCUAUAGGCUUGUAAAUAACACCAAAUCAUAAACAUGCAAUAUAAAUUUCUGUGUAUACGUGUAAAUGUUGAGUCUGUCAGUCCCAAUGGUGACAUAGAGAAUGUCACGUGAAAGUAAAAUGUUUGUAAAAAGACUAUACUGUUUGUGAUAUUUAUCGAGCACAUUAUCUCAUAGGCGUUGUCAUAGCUGGAAUGGAAGUUUUAUGCAUUUGUUGUUACAGAAUCGACCUUUCGUAUUUUUCCUAUUAAAAAAAAAACAUACAU